AUGGAACCUGAUUUUGGGCCGCGCGCCCAGCCGCCGCUCCUGGCACACUUUCUCGGGGAGACUGCGAAUACAGCUACAGCCGCCAUUGAUACGGCGGCCACCGACCCAACACGCCCGUCCAGCCGCUCACACCUCCCUCCGCCGGCAUCGCCGGCCAACAAGCAGACAGACUCGUCCUUCUUUACACGCCUGCCGAGCGAGAUCCGGCGCAUGAUCUAUGUUGAGGUCUGGCGCACCUAUGGCAGCGAAGGCUAUGGCGACCAGGCGAGUGGGGCCGGUGGAGAGGACGACAAGGACGACAAGGACGACAUACGCUCGCACGUUUCGGCGUCGGCGCGCGGCGGGCUGUCGCCGCAUAUUACGGCUGUCAUGCUGCCGUCUAUGGCCUGGCUGAAGUCGCCUAUACCGAGAAUUGGGGGCCGAAACAGCAGUAGCAACAGCAGCAGCAGGAGCACCAGCCACAGCAGGGGCGAUGGAGAGCGCACGGGCGACACCCAGCAGCAACAGCAGGAACAACCUCCACAACCUCCUCAACCUCCACAGCAACAACAACCAUCCCCGUGGACACGCCAGGUCAAUGGUUUCACGUCGGCGCCCUGCUUUUUACACGUGGACGACGACGACGACGACGACAGCUACCACCACCACCACCAUGUCGACCACAGCGUCAAUGGACGGCGUGACAGCCUCCAAGGCUCCUCCACAGCACCGGCACGUUCGCCGCGACGCCCGCCGGAGGCCGACGACGUCCGCCCACAGCGCCUGGCCGCCGCCCACCGCGCCGAUCUCGAUGCCGUCGCCGCCAACAACAGCAUCUACGACCACUCCAACUCGGACUCGGCCACGCCUUCGUCCACGUGGCGCGCCCGCUGGAACAGUCCGUGGCUGGGGCACUGGGCCUGCGAGGAAUACUACUCGGGGGCGGCCAAGUCGUCGGCGAGCGAAAGCAACCCAGAGACGGCAGCCGCCUCCGCCUCGUUCUCCUCUUUGGCGACCACCCCCCACAGCCACAGCCACCGCCGCCGCCGCCCGCCGUUGCGCCGCCCGUACCUGCCGGUCCUCUUGACGUGCCGCCGCGCCUAUGUGGAGGGCAUCGACCUGCUGUACAGCGCCCUCACUUUCCAGUUCACCGAGAUGUCCACCGCCCAAGACUUCCUCGCGCGCUGGCCCUGCGUGUCGUCGGUGCGGCUGGUCAUGCACCUGUCCAAUUCGCUGCUCGAGUUUUACCUGCGGCCGGACGAUGCAGACCAGGCCAUCAUUACCGCCGCCGAAGCGCCCGCGGCACAAGAUCCAGACCACUCUAACCAGGACCACAUCCACAAUCACGUCCUGAACCACAUCCACAACCACGACGCAGGCACCGGCGCCGUCACCAUCAACGCCCGCAACAAUGCCUGGCAGCGCCUGUGCGCUGGGUUCGCCGCCGACCGCCUCCCGAACCUGCGCCGGCUGCACGUCUGGGUCGAGGCCCACGAUCUGCGCGGCUGGCCCAAGACGGCCGCCGAGACGCGCCUGUUUGCGCAGCUGCUGGACGCCGCGCGCAGCCAGCGGCGGCUGACCCCGGAGCGGUUCGUGCUGUACCUGCCGACACUGCCCCCCGUCGGCAGCAAGGAGCGGGAACUCAAAGGGUGUUAUUUGGGGGAGCAUGACGAUGGCGGCGACAACGACAGAAACAACAGCAGCAAAGAAAAGGAGACAUGCGCCCUACCGCCCCGUCUCCCCUGCACCAUCGUACGCACCGAGCGGCCCGACUAUUGGGAUGUCCACAUGCACAUGCGCCCCGUCUAUGUCAACCGGCGCAUGUCCGUCGGCAGCCGCGUAUCUGCUCUCCGCCGCGCUGGUUUUCUCUAG
This is a messenger RNA of Sporothrix brasiliensis 5110, 1851 nucleotides long. RefSeq lists its product as uncharacterized. NCBI's taxonomy places the organism in Eukaryota, Fungi, Ascomycota, Sordariomycetes, Ophiostomatales, Ophiostomataceae. Bases 1 to 1851 code for a protein of 616 amino acids. The transcript has a single exon. The record is from RefSeq and is a predicted model, not a curated record.